This is a messenger RNA of Marmota monax (woodchuck), 3771 nucleotides long. Its product is annotated as disintegrin and metalloproteinase domain-containing protein 5. The transcript is spliced from 12 exons. Gene Ontology annotation, biological process: proteolysis; binding of sperm to zona pellucida; cell adhesion. The coding region runs from base 2202 to 3620 and encodes 472 amino acids. Gene Ontology annotation, cellular component: plasma membrane. Lineage: Eukaryota; Metazoa; Chordata; Mammalia; Rodentia; Sciuridae. Gene Ontology annotation, molecular function: metalloendopeptidase activity. The record is from RefSeq and is a predicted model, not a curated record.
AAGAGUUUCUUUGUGGCCUAAGAUAUGGUCUAUUUUAUGGAGAUCCAUUUGUUACUUAGAUGGUUUUCAGUCACUGAUGGAUUAAAUUUUCUAUAUGUAUCUGUUAUGUUGUGUCUAAAUUAUUAAUUGUAUUUUGGGGUUCUAUAGCUUCUUUUUUUGUUUGUUUUUCUUUAGAGAAUCUAUCCACUGGUGAUGGAGUUUUGUUAAAGUCAUCCAGUUUUACUGUGUUGUUGUCUAUUUGAUUCUUGAAAUUGAGAACAGUUUGUUUGAUGUAUGUAGAAUCUCCAUUGUUCGGGGCAUAAAUAUUUACAAUUGUUAUGUCUGGUUGAUGUAUAAUUCCCUGAAGCAGUAUAAAAUGUCUUUCUUUGUCUCUUCUGUUUAACUUUGGCUUGAAGUCCACUUUAUCUGAUAUGAGGAUAAUAAAUCCUGUUUGUUUACAAAAUCCAUGUGAAUGAUAUGUUUUUCCCAUCAUUUUAGCUUCAGUCUGGAUGUCAUUAUCUAUGGAGAUGAGUCUUAUGGAGACAGCAUAUUGUUGCAUCUCAUUUUUUAAUCCAAUCUUCUAGCCUAUGUCUUUUGAUUGAUGUGUUUGGGCCAUUUAUAUUCAAUAUUUUUAUUGAGAAAUGAUUUUUAUUCUAUGUCAUUUUGAGUUAUUUUUGGUUUUUUAGUUUGAAUUAGUUUCUUCUUUGAUUGACUAUUCUUCUAGUUGUACUUCCUCCCUUUGGUGGUUUUCACUUUUAUGUUUCAUUUCUUCAUGUAAUAUUUUAUUAGGUAUGUUUUGUAAUGCAGGCUUUCUAGUUGUGAAUUCUUUUAACUUUUGUUUAUCACAGAAGGUUUUUAUUGCUUCAUCAAUUCUGUAGCUUAAUUUUGCUUAGUGUAAUAUUCUUGGCUGGCAUUCAUUUUCAUUCAGAGAUUGGGUAUAUGUUAUUCCAAGACGACCUCUUAGAUUUGAGGUCUUGGAAUAAUAUAUACUGAUUUCAUUCCUUAUACCAUCUGUUACUUAGCAGAUCAGGUUAACUAUGAACAUUCUAAAAACCUUUCUUUGACAUUUCUUUCAGUGUGGUGUCAGUGGAUUCUGUUAUUAGAGCAUCUUGAUUUGUUUGGGAUGAUUUGUUCUUUUGCUUUUUCAUGUUGUUUGUGUGUCUACCCAUCUAUGAAUGUGGACUUGACAUAGUAGUGUUUCUGCCUUGUGGACUUAUAGUGUCCCUGAUAGUUUCCAGUACCUCACCAUUUAGGGUGGGUACAAAUAAUAUCAACAACCAAUGCAAACAAUAUACAGCAUUAAACCAAAUAGCUCCUGCUAUGACAUCUACAAUGUUAAUUGUCACAAUGAACAGAAAUAACAUGAUCAGUUAUUGCCUACAAUAAAACAGUAAGUUUGCAAAAGAGUUUACAAUUUCAAAUGGUGGAUAGGGAGACAGUAGAAGUGAUGUAGGUUGUAAUGUUUAUGAGGAAGAAGGAGAGAAGAUAGAAGUAAAGAAUUAAAGCUAGAAUGAAAGAAAGAAUAGUAGAGAUUGUUAGCAGAAAAAAGAAAGAAAGAGAAUGAAGGGAAACAGAUUAGUGAGAGAAAAAAUAUACAUAAGGUGAAAAUUUUAAAAAUUAAAAAUAAAAAUAAAAUAAUCAAUCAUCUUUGUCUUCAAAAUACUGGUCAAUGAAAAAUAACUGGCUUCAAAUAGGUAGAAAUGAGAAAAAACAAAUAUGCAUAUGUAUGAAGGUCCAUGAAUCAUUAAGAUCAUAAUUAAACAGAGGAAAAAAAAAAGGAAAAAAAGGAUCUCAAUGAAAAAUUAAAGAAUUUUUGUUUUUGGAGCUCAGAAUAUUAUCAGCUUCCCUUCUCAACAGUGUUACACGGGCUUGUCUGGAAUUUGAAGCUUGCCUCCACCCUUGGGGGCAGGGGUUGCUGGAGUGAGAGAGGUAAUCUCAUAGGGGAAACUCCUGGAGGUGGUUUAGGCCUAGGUAGGCUCCAGGCACUUUGAUUAAUGCCAGUUGGUCUGGAGAUUUUAAAUCAGUGCACCUCUAGGGCCCAGAAAUUGCUGGUCCACACUGGAAGACUGCACCAUAGGGAUCUCCCCUAAGUUCCACUCAUGUGGUGAACGAGUGAAUUCUUAGGCCACUCUGUCAUCUGUGGAUCUCAUGUUUCUUGGUCUCUGGUUCAGUCUGCAAACUCAAUUUCUUCUGUCCCUGCUCUUUCAAAUUCCCAGCCAGGCAUGCCUCUCCCAGCCAUUCCUGCAAGCAGCCAUAUUGGAGUGGAAGGGCAAAAGCAGUAUUCAGAGGGUUUAUCCUGGGAGUCAUUUGCUGUCACUAUUGUUCAGUUGCUAGGAGUUACUAUUGGAUUGGAUUAUGAUAAUAGUGCCCACUGCUAUUGCUCAGGAGAAUCAUGCACAAUGACACCAAAAGCAAUCUAUGCUGCUGGUAUAAAGGAUUUCAGCACUUGUAGUGUCGAUAAUUUUAAAUAUUUAACCUCAAAACAUGGCCUUUCAUGUCUUGAGAAGAAUCCUUUUGAUAUGCCAGUUCGGGUAGAAGCACAAAGGAAAAUAUGUGGCAAUGGAAUAAUAGAAGGUACUGAAGAAUGUGAUUGUGGCACUUCAAAGAAUUGUACACAUAAAGACUGCUGUGAUCCUUCAUCAUGUAAGUUAAAACCCUCAGCAGUAUGUGGCUCUGGAGAAUGCUGUACAGUACAGUGCAAGAUAAAACCAGCUAAUAUACUUUGUAGGAAAUCAUUUGAUUCUUUCUGUGAUUUCAAAGAAUUUUGUGAUGGGAAAAAUGCAUACUGUGUGGACAACACUUUUUCUCGCAACGGACAAGAGUGUGAUUCGGGUAGAGGCUACUGCUUUGAUGGAAUAUGUCGGUCUUUUGACAAACAGUGUCAAAAUUUAAUCGGAAGUGAUUCUAGAGGUGGUUCAUUUGCUUGUUAUGAGGAAAUAAAUUCCAGAAUUGAUAGAUUUGGAAACUGUGGCGCGGACGUUUGUCGUUUUCCUCAUAUGCUAUGUGGAAAAUUAGUUUGUACAUGGCCACAUAAGGAGAUAAUUUCAAGAGCAAAUUUUUCUGUAAUUUACUCACAUGUACGAGAUCAAAUGUGUGUAUCUACAUAUCCUGCUGGUCGGAAACCAGCUCAUGAUACGUUGACCACUUACAAAACUCCUGAAGACAGAGAUGAAACCUUUGUAGAAGAUGGCACCAUGUGUGGUCCUGACAUGUAUUGUGAAAGAAUGCAGUGUAAAGAAGUUCGGUUCAUUAUAGAUGACAGUAUUUGCAAUGCUACUAGAAAUUGUGAUAACCAUGGGGUUUGCAACAAUUUUAACCAUUGCCAUUGUGAGGAAGGAUAUACCCCUCCUGACUGUGCAAAGAAGGCUGGGGGAUUUGGAAGUGUUGAUGAUGGACAUGAAAUUAAAAUGGCUGGAAAAUCUGCAGAUAGAGGUCCUGGUAGUUCACAAAAACAACACUUUCAAGUCAGUUUGUACGUUUCCGUACCUCUGCUUAUCAUUACUAUUGCCCUUUUAAUUAAUCAGGAUAAAAUAAGAAAGCAAUGCUUCAGAGAGGAAAGUGAAGCUGACAGAUCUAUGGCAGAAGAAAACACUACCACUAGCAGCAUCAAGUCAUCCCCCACUGAAAACAACAGUUCCUAACUACCUUGAAUGCUAAUAUCUGAGAGAGAAGAAAGUACCAAAUCUAUCAUCAUAAACUGGCUUGAAUCAAGAAGGAAAAAACAAUCUCUCAGCUCUGUUGUCACUACUAAAGGGUUGAAGCUAUAAAAAAAAUAAAUCACCUUGCCCAAAA